Molecule: messenger RNA, 3336 nt
Organism: Suillus plorans
Lineage: Eukaryota; Fungi; Basidiomycota; Agaricomycetes; Boletales; Suillaceae
Exons: 15
Coding region: 1-3336 (1111 amino acids)
Source: RefSeq, a predicted model, not a curated record
AUGAUCAGAGAAGCCCCACCAGCAACCGACCUUGCUCAGUCUGCAAGAAGGAUGGGGUGUAUAGAUGUCAUGGCUGUUUCAAUGAGCCACUCUUUUGCACAGACUGUUGCAGAAUUCAACAUCAAAGACAAUCCAUUCCAUCGCAUCAGUCAAUGGACCGGAUCAUUUUUUCAAGAAACUUCACUCAUUAACAGCACCGAUGACUCAUCAGACUUCUUUCAGUGGUCAGAUACCGAUGACAAUAUAGAUGACGAUUAUCCGGAAGGACCUUUCAUUCAACCGGUCAGAGACUCAGAUCGUCCGGCAAUAACUGUAGUAGACAAGUCCGCGUUCACUCCCUUUCCAUAUGUUAUUGCCAAUGCCCCAGUGCUCUCAGCCGAGACAUACAGCUCUUUCAAGCAGGCUUACAAUCUCGAGUGCGGUACAUCGGCCAUGAAUUACUACAGCAAAAUUCGCAGACUCACCUCUAGCAUCUUUCCACUGAUGGUUCCGGAUCGCUAUAGAGAGCUCAUGAGAGCUGCCAGGCAGUGGCGACAAUGCAAGCUCUACAAGUGGCAUGGAUUUGCCCACAAAGAUGACCAGCCAAAGGAUGGUGAUCUUGCCCUAUUUUGUCCGGCAUGUCCGCAAACCGGGUAUUUGGUCAUGGAUGGCAAUUUCAAAGCCGAGCACAUGCAUCCGGUGAAUCCAUCCGAUGAAGUAUCAUUAAUGGAUGGUCUGGGGUUCAUGGUCUCCGAUGAAAGAUACAAGAGCCAUUUGGCCAUUGCUCAAGACAAUGUCCAAAGGUCGGAUUGCAAUAAUCACCGGGCAGUAAAUCAAGCAAACGCCUCGCGGCAAAGGCUGGAAGCCACCGGUAUAGGAGGAUGUGCAUGUGCACGGCAUGGAUGUUUUGUCCCACAUUCCAUGGUUGACUUUCAGAAAGGUGAAAGGCAGAUGAACAUGGACUAUGCAUUAAGUCAAGCUCUCAACUAUAAGACCGACGGAAUCUCUCGAGCCAUCACAUUCUACGACAUAAAUUGUCAGUAUAACAAGUAUUUGAAGGACCGGAUCGCUUCCAGCAUGUAUCUUUCCAUCCCCAUAGGUAUGGAUAUCAUUCCUGGAAUCGGUUUGUGGCAUACGGAGAGAUUAUGGAAACCCUCUGGGCACCUUGAAUAUAAAUCUCCAUCGGCCAGGGGCAUGGGAACUCCCCAUCGCAAGGAGGUAUUGGAUUAUCAGAUGAAUGAUUGUAAUUUCAUGAAAAUGAUUCGUAUAACUAAGUUUCUGUCCAGAAAAUUCAAAGAGGCCAUCAAGGGGGCUUCGGAAAGCAAACUUGCUUUUGAUAAUCUUAACGAGACCGCCAACCCCGACAUGGUAGUUCUUUGGAAGGCAGAGGAGGCAUUGGCUCAUGCAAACAGAGCAGAGGAUCCUACGGCUAUGGACAUCUAUGAGGUCCGGUUGGAAAGAGGCAAGUGUCCACUUUAUUGGCUGUCCGCGCCAACAAAGAAACAGCAGGAAUUGCGCCUGUUGCAGGCUCAAAAUCGCCCUGAACAUCCGGUCAUCAACCCUCUUGGUCGACGAGGAGCCGCCACUUGGCUUGCAACCGGUCUUACCAUAGAGGAAUCGCAAAUAUCUCUCUGCAAGGAUGUGAGAAGUUUGCGAAUGCACCCAACGGACAUGCAACUGUUGAGAGUGGCUCGAUGCCGGGAUAAGCUUCACACUCAGAUCACGAGCUUUCUUGAGAUGUCACCUACUUAUCUCGGAGUUGGAGUCAAUGUCAAUGAUCCGGAUUGUCUGGUUACUGUUUGUAACUCACUGGAUGAUUGUGAAGAUUACUCCGAUUUUGACGAAGAUCAAAAUCCUGAUCUGGACGUACACAAUGCUUCCAUAUUUCAACCGGAGCUCACUGUCAUACCCCUACCAUCCAACAUUGGUGCAGUGAGGUGCAGGGAGUUAGGUCUCACCAAUCUCAUCAAAGAAGAAAUUGCCCUCCGAGAAGGUCAGGCCAAUGACGCACUGCAUGCCAUUAGAGUUCAUUUAGGAGAUAAAGCUGUUUUAUUCCGCAAUACUGUCCGGUCAGCCAAGUCACAGGCUUCAUCUACUAGGGCAUGGACUCGAGUUCGCUCAGUUGAAACAGCAGUCAAUCUCCAUGCUCGUAUAUAUUCGAAAUGCCGGUCGCAACUGGCCAAACUCCCUGACCACGACCUCUUGAAGAAAUACCUUCCUUUGAAGAAAGAAGACCUGAAAGCCAGCUCUGCGGUGGCCGAUCCAAAUGCACGUGGUCAGAGAGAUACCACUCUUUCAUGGUUCUGGUCCUUGGAUGUUCAGGGAGACACAUCAGGAAAUGACUGGAUGACUGAAUUUUACCGGGUUAAUUGGCUCCGGACAAAAGCACUGCGCGAUCGCUGGAAUGAGGAGGUUAUUCUUGUCAAACACGAAAUGCAGUGGUCAAUUAAUUUCUUCACCCACAGAGCCAAGCAAUGGCUCUGUCACAUGCACAAUGCUACUUCUGCAGGGCUCACCGGACAUACAUGUUAUGCUGCCAGACAAUCUCACAUAUAUGACCUGCUGGCAGCACAUGCAGAGGAUGCUUUUCGGAAAAUGAUCGUUGGGAUAGAAGUCCCAGUUCCGGCGGCAUAUGCAGAGGAUGCUCUGCGGGAAAUGAUCGUUCGGAUAGAAGUACCGGUGCCGGUGUGCCGGUCACACCAUAGCCUCAUAUUCCUCUCCAUGGACAAUACUGUAACUCUCAUCCCCUCCAACCAAGUCAUCAUUGCCGCCAAGGGCAAUCACAUCACAGCUGCAGAUAUCUCUCGUGCCCUAUUCUAUGCCAAUUCCCGGAUGCUGGCCAUGCGCCUGUAUGUCGACAAGAGUUUUGCCACUGCCAUACCUGGUUAUGCAGAGACGUUCUACACCCUGAUGAAAUGGGAGAUGGAGACCUUUGCAACACCUUUCAUCAAUAUAUGUUUUAUCACCCGGUUGUCAGCUACUAUUCCUCAACUUCUCAAGGAUGUGCUCUCAACCAUGACUGCUCACACAUUGGUUGAUCGGCGACUGGAUGUCAAUGCCAUUUUGCAGGAUAUCCGGGCAUUGCGCCUUUCUGCAGAUUCAAACAAAUCCGAUGACUAUGACAUUGCUCACAUGCCGGACUACUUCAAUGACUGGUGGAAGGAAUCACUUGGUUGUUGCAGGGUUUCAGAUAUGUUGCCCAAGUCAUCUGUCCAAGAUGUUAUGGAUUUGGUUGAAUGGCACUUUUCACACCUUCCGGAUCAUGUGAAAACUGGUCUUCUCCCAUAUAUUGUGCGUGGUCCGGAUAAUGCGCCGGAUAUAAUUGGUUCAAGAUCUGACAAGGAUGAUGAAUCUUAG